UCACCAGACUGACUGUAAAAAGGCAAAAAAUAAGUCUUCAAGAAGUCAAACACUGUAUGAUAUUGACCCUAAAAGCCCUAAUAGAUUAGGAGAUGACAAUUCUUCUUGAAGAGGAGUACCACCAGAAACACAGGAACUACCCUAGCUUAAAAAGAUUUGGGCUGAUCUCACUUGUCACUGAAAUUGAAAGUAGUUCUGAUGAGAGUCAAUCUAGUGAAGAAGAGAAGAAGUCUGACUCAGAUGAUACUCCUUCCAAGAAUUCAAGCAGGAAGAUCAUAUUUUCUAAUAAGAAAAACACUUCGUUUAUUUUAAGCUUUAAGUGCUGAAAAAGUACUCUUCAGGUGACCCUGGAUAGUAGUUAUUACCCUCAGAGUGAGAAUCAGAGAGAAACCCAAAGUUUUAGAUGUUUCAAAGAGAAAGAUACGAUAACAUAUGAUAAUUUCAAACCCUUAAAGCUUCCUGAUGGUCUAAUCAAGGGAGAUGACGAUGAAGACUCAGAGCCAGAGGAUGUCAUUCGGGGCCAAAAGUUCCUGAAAUUGCAUAUAGAAUCAGAAUUAGAAGCCUGAAUUUUAUACCUGAGGAAAAAUAAUUUCACUUAA
This is a messenger RNA of Moneuplotes crassus, 599 nucleotides long. The record is from the annotation of a GenBank genome assembly. NCBI's taxonomy places the organism in Eukaryota, Ciliophora, Spirotrichea, Euplotida, Euplotidae.